GGGGGGACGCCCGCCAUGCUGAUCACGCUCUGCUACCUCUACCUAUGGGCGCGCUGGGGGCCUUGCUCGGCCGCGCUCAUCCGCCGCACCGUGCGCCGCCUCCACCGCUCCCGUUGCUCCUUCAUCUUCUGCUGCUCCGCCGGCCCUUCGGCGCCUCCGGCUCAUCCGCCGCGCAGGCCGGCGCCCCCCGAGGAGCGCGUCUGCCUCAGGAUAGGAAAUAAAGUCUUCUUCACGGACGAGACGCAGGUACGUGCGGGGGAGGGCGGGGAGGGAGAAGCGAGGAGCGAGGGACGGCGGCCUCCCCCGUUACCGUGGCGACGGCGACCGUGGCCCCGAGGGAGGGGGCGAGUGUCCGCGCCCCGGGCUGUGCCGCGCUCUCCUCGCCCGUCAGUGGCCGAUCCUCACCAGUACGGCUUUUGUUAUAGAAAACUGCGUGCUUCUCUCCUCGAUGAUUUAAACAGAUGGAGUCUACUUCUCAUUUCUCCUUUUAUUUAUCCUGAAAAGUUGCUAGAAACAGAACAUAUAGCCUUUGUGACAGAAAGUGUUUCAGCUCAGGCAGAUAACUUGCAGAAAUUACCUGUCUCUUCAAAAGAGAUCGUGAAGUGGUCUGACUAUUGUUCACCGUUGGCCUAUAAACCUGGGGAACCUUAUAAGUUAAUUGCUGAAGCAAGCGUAGAUAAUUUCAGUAACCUUGGAAUAGCAUUCAUGGAAGACAGGCUUCAAAUGGAUAACGGAAUGGUUCCAUGCAAGAUUGUUUCUGUCCAUUUACAAGAAACUACUCUGAAGGAGUUAAAACAGGUGACACCAUCUAUGAAAGAGAAGAGUGUAAGCAUUACACAGAUGAAUGAAGUAACUCCUGAUACUUUUGGGACUACUGUUAAAACACAAUUAGGAGUAUCUGAGUCUGCAGGACAGGGUGAUUCAGAGGCAAAAGAAGAGAAAUCUAAGCUAGUGAAAGAAAAUGGAGAUGAAUCCAACAGCCUAUCUGACAAAGAGACAGGUUUUGGAGAACAUCAUCACUUGCAUCUUUCCAGCUGUCGUGAAUGUCUGCAACUUGAAAACAGCACUAUUGAAUCAGUCAGAUUUGCCUCUGCGGAAGACAUUCCAGAACUUCCUGAUGAUUGCAAUAGCAAACUGGAAGAGAAUGGUGAUUGUCUGACUACAGGAAUAAAGAGAGUAAACCUUGCUGGAAAGCCUCCUAAUAUAUUGAUUUAUGUUGGCUCUGGAACUGCAAAAGUGGACUUUGAGCAAGUAAAAUCAAUCAUUCAGGAAUGUGUUGAUACAGACAGCUAUACCAUCUAUCAGCUGCAUGAGGAACAAGUUCUGAAAGCUCCGUGGAUUGAUAAUUCACUGCUGUUGAUCAUUGCCACAGAGGGGCCUAUUUCUGAGAAGAACCAAAAACAGUUUAUGAAGUUUUUAUCUAAAGGUGGAAAGAUUCUAGGGUUAUCUUCCUCUUUUACAUUUGAUGGUAUACAAAUAAAGAGGAAAGACAAACUGAAGAGAACUGUUCAUGAAUUAGUGGUCUCUAAAAUGGACAGUACUGAAAUGAAGUUAAAUCUUUUGAUCAGUGGCUGUAUUUUUGAGGUAGCGAUGAAGGAAGGGAGCAGCAAAGUGAAGCCAUUGAGUCGCUUAAAUAAUGCUGAUAAAGAUAUAGUUAUUGUUUAUCUGCCUUAUGGAGACAAUGGAGGAGAAGCCAUUCUUUCUCAGGUGCAUUUGGAACUGGAUACCAAUUCUGUGGAUAUCCAAACUGAAGAGGAUUUUAAUUUGCUUAAGAUGAGCAAUCCCAAGAGAUAUGAAGUUCUCAAGGAGAUUCUGAUAUCACUUGGGCUGAGUUGUGAAUUAAGUGAGAUUCCUAUGUUGACGCCUAUUUAUCUUCUCUCUUCUGAUGAGGAAAUCCAUCUUACGUUUUUGAAAUGGCUUGAGGAGAAUGUAAAUGUUGAAGGAUUAAUAGAAUCCAGCAAAGUGUCUCUUAAAUUUGUUUCAUCUUGUGAAUCGAAAAUGGAGAUAACUCCAUCUCUCAUGUCAGUCAUCACCAAGAUGGGGAACUUCUCAUCAGAACAUUUCAGCCUGGAGACAUAUCAGCAGAAUCUACAAACAAAGAAACUUGGAAAGAUUCUUUUCUUUACUGAAGUUACCACCACAACAAUGAAUCUUCUAGACGGGUUAAUGUUCAAGUUGCCUGAGGAGAUGGGUUUAAUAGCAAUUGCUGUUCGACAAACACAAGGGAAAGGUCGUGGCGGAAAUGUUUGGCUCAGUCCCAUUGGUUGUGCACUAUCCACUUUACAUAUCACAAUCCCUUUACAUUCCAACUUGGGCCAGAGAAUUCCUUUUAUUCAACACCUAGUGUCCUUGGCAGUGGUAGAGUCGGUUAGAUCAAUACCAGGAUAUGAGGAUAUUGACCUGCGAGUAAAAUGGCCAAAUGAUAUUUAUUACAGUGAUCUUAUGAAGCUUGGUGGAGUUCUGGUAACCUCUACACUUAUUGAGACAACAUUUCAUAUACUUAUUGGCUUUGGAUUUAAUGUGAAUAACAGCAACCCCACCAUAUGCAUCAAUGACCUCAUCACAAAAUUUAAUAAGGAAGAGGGGACAAAUCUGAAGGCUUUAACUGCAGACUGCCUUAUUGCGAGAACUGUAACUGUGCUAGAGAGGCUUAUAGAUAUUUUUCAGGAGAAAGGGCCCAAUGGAGUUCUUCCUCGUUACUACAAGUACUGGGUACACAGUGGUAAGCAGGUUCGUCUCCACAAUGAGGAGGGCCCGUUGGCAUGGAUAGUUGGGAUUGAUGAUUAUGGAUUCCUUCAAGUUCAUGAAGAAGGCAAAGGUGUAGAGUCUGUGCAUCCAGAUGGCAACUCUUUUGACAUGCUGAAAAACCUCAUAAUCCCAAAGCAUUAAUAGUUCUCAGAGUUCACAGCACAAAAGGAGGUUCUUUACUAUUCAAUACCAAGUAGCUGAACUUGCGUAGAAGUGGGGAGGGUGUUUGGUUGUUUGUUUGGUUGGUUUUCUUCUUCCUAUUUCUGAUGUCUUUGUUCUUCGAGAUGGAUAACUUCAACAGUUUAAGAAGAGUUAAUUAUCUUUUUGAUGAAGGUGUUUAUUCUUUUGUAUUGUCUUAAAAACUCAUCUAUGUUGCCAUUCUUUGUAAGCAUCUGUUCUUUUAAUGGACUCUGAUUUCAAUGGAAUACUGUGCAAUGAACAGAACUUUUUCUUCAAUUACUCACUGUGUUUGAGAAACCGAAGUGGCUAAAUAUUUUGUUUUCAGGUGUCUGUGUUUUUAUUGUGCUCUAGCACAAUGAAGUACAAUAUUUACAUUUUUACUCUGUUGUAUUAACUAGAUUCUGGUUUUUGCACUGUCUGCAGUGGAAUCAUCUGGAAGAGCUCAUCAUGUAUUUCUGAAUUACUGGGCUUAACACUGUGUUUGGAUUCAGGUCUAAGUAGAGCCUUGCUCACUUGGUUCUCCUCCACAUGAACCUGUACAACAGUUUACAUACUGUGCUUUGGUCACAGGUAUGCAACUCUGUCAUGGCUGCCUUGAGGUUUUGGAGAGUCUUCCAUCAACUCUUAAGAUCUAUGAUUGGUUAAGCCUAUUUAUUUUAGCCUGUUCUUCUUAGCCAAUUGGAUCUGAGCGAAUCAUCUCAUGUCUCCUUUAAAUUAGUGUUCUGAAAGGGUUUAGCCCUGCAAGAAUAGCCCUCUGGGGGUCAUGACUAGUAUAGCUUCUGAUUUCAAUAUCCUUAUACAGGUUCAAGGUGUAACAGUAAUUCCACUGUAAUAGUAAUGAAGUUAAGCAGAUAAGAGAAGAUGUCCCAGUCUUAAGAUCCCUGCUUCAACCACUCUGCUGGAAAUGAUAAAACAUUUAGUUACUUGUGUCCAAAUUAUCUUCCAUUGCUUCUGUUUUCUCCAGUCCCUUUCCCAAACCAGGCAUCUGGUUUUUUUUUUGUUUGUUUGUUUGUUUGUUUUUUUGCUAACCACUGAAAACAAGAAGUUUGACAUCUGCUGACUAGGAGGUAGCUGGUAGCUUGCUUUUGGGGCUCGCCGCAUGGUUCUAGGUUAGGUGUAACAGCUUGGUCUGAUUGGAAGGCAUUGAGAGGCAGGCAUGUGGGAGCUCCUGUGUGAUAGGCAGCUUAUCGGGUUUCUCUCCUGUGCCAGAUGACUUUGCAUUUUGUCUGGCCACAGAGCACUUCAAAUGGUUCUCUCAAAUAAGAAGUUUAUCAUAGGUGUGAUGUGGCCAGCUUCAUUUCCUCAAGUAGGCAGCACUGCUUAUUAUGUACCUUGUUCCUACUAAAGUUGGAUCAGCCAGAUUGGUUUCCACAAAGCACUUCUGUCUACCAGCCAGAAAUGGGUUUUUUAGGUUAAAGUUCACCUCAUAAACAAUCUGAACUUGUUAGUAGAUUGUUUCAGUUACAAAGCCAAGAAGUCUUAAAGCAAAGAAGCUAGUCUGUAAUGGUAAUUUACAGUAAUCCUCACAUAUUAGGUUUUAGGUGGUUUGGCAGCAAGUGCUAGAAAUUAAGUUGUCCCUCUCACACUUGGGAUUUUACGCUCCAUAUCGCAAUAUAUCAGUGUGUGUGCCUGGUUGUCUGUCCCCUGCUGUUUUGUUUCCCCUUGUGAUCUGUGUCAAACAAGACUGCACACCAGUAUUUCUUAGAAUUGUACAGGGGAGCGUAGACAGCUGUUAAUUGGCUUAGCUAAAAUGAUGCAUAAGAUCACCAAUUUUUACCUUUUCCCCCCAGAUGCUUUCAAAAGUGCUUUGGGCUGUUAAUGUUUGGCAUCUACCUUUAUUUCAGAAUCAAGCAUUGAUGCAUAUUAUAAUAAAAUGAUAUGUAAAUUUGAAUUAAUAAAGUUUUUAAAAGAGCCCAUUCGUAUAUACGCAUGUAUAGCGUGUGUAUACACACAACUUCUGUGUGUGUUUUCACUUCUUUUCUACCUUUUCCUUCCUAGCUAUGGAAAGCAUAGUUCUGUUACUGGUUUCUGACCAUAGAAUUUUAAAAAACUUUAGAUCUGUAUCUCGCAGUGUCUGUUUUGUCACAGUAGAGUUUGCCAAUAGGAAACACGGUUGAUAUCACUUCUAUUUCAGAUAGACUGAUGAGUGGUGGUAGAGAUUAGUUUAAAUGACCAGGCCAAGCAUUGCUUCUUUACAUCAUGCUCUUCCCUAUUCUAGGUGCAGGGACUGUGAAAGAACAAUGGGGAAAAAGAUAAAGCACGUUGCUGUAGGAAAGGCAGAUUGGAGUACUUGCAAAACUUCAAUUAGCUGAACAAAUGCUGAGCAGAAAGCAGAUGUAUUUUCAGUGGUAGAAUGCUGCAGUGUUUCAUGAUUACUAUCAUUCCAAUUUGGCUUUCUUCAUAUUCUGUGCAAUGAAAAGCGUGCUUUACUCUUGCUUUGCAUUUUAAGAUUAUUCCAAAACAAGAUUGGGAAGAAACUUAGCAUUGAACUUCCUCUCUGGAAGUGAGAACUAUCAGCUGUGGAUUUGUCAGAGCAUUGGUAGGUGAUGUGGGGAUACUACUUUGCCUCUACUUUUUAGUGGCUCCUUCAUGUGCAUCUACAGCUACCUGCUGUCUUGAGGAAAUGGCCUUGAGUUGGUUGAAGUGUUUGUUACAGACCUGACUUUUCUGUCAGAAAAAUCAAAGAACUUCACAAAGAAAAUUGAUGCUACAUACAGGAAGCGUUGGAAUAAGGUCAUUCUGACUAGCAGCUGCUACUGUCAGGAAAGCCUAUGAACCUUCCUAUACCACACUUAUCCCAAGGGAUGGGAAUGGGAUGGGAUUCAUCUGGGAAUCACAGCCACUGAUCGUACUCUUUUUAUGGCAAACUUGUCGCAUUCUGAAAACGACAGUAUUUUUCUAUGAAAAUCAUUUUUAGUAUUGUUCUUUACAUAAAACAGACAAAUGUGGUGUUGUGUGGUCUCAGAACGCAGGUAUGGAGAGACUCAGGCAUAUCUGGACUCAGAAGUAAUGCACUGAAACUGUUUAAUGUUAUUAAAAUGUAGAACCUUUCAUCUGUUGUGAGGUUGAUGUCAUAUCUUGAUGAAGUGCCUUCAAAAAACAUUUAUUAAGGUGUCCGUAUUUCUGUGACUUCCUUUUUUUCACUCUCAAACUGUUACCCCAUUUCUCAUCACACAUUGUGGAAAUAUCUGUAGAGGUUGUUUGUCGGCAGGGAGACUUUUGCAGGGCGAGCUGGGUGUAUUGGCGCCUGUCUGCAUUCAGAACAAAUACGCGGGUUGUGUCCCUGCAGGACCAAUGCUGUUUCCAAAGAUUUGAAAAAGAAAUAACAUACUUAACAUGUAAGAGUUCAAGCAAUGCAUCUCACUUCUAUUAAAGGUUUUAUAAGAUUUCAGAGCUUUUUUAAAAUCUGUUCAGCAAAUAUAAUAUACUUCAAGGGCUAUUAUUGAGAAAUAAUAUUGGAGUAUUUAAUUCGUUAUGCUGCUAUUUAAUUGUUCAACUUGUUUAAUUAUUUCUCUCCUUUUUCUGACGCAGCUACAAGACUUCACAAGUCUAAAAAAUUACUCUCUGCAACUGCUUUGGAAUAGACAAUUGCUAUAUAAAUGUUUUCUGAAGUACAGCUUAAUAGCUGCCAUGGCAAAGAUUUGUGCUGCCAACAGCUGAUGGAUUCCUGGGGGGAAAUGCCCUGAUAAAGCCAUUUGCAUGCAUAAGAUGUGACAGUGAUGCACAGCACUGAUCAGACAGCAAAGACAUUAAAUCUGGACUGAGGUAAGAACAGAGGUCAAAAAAUAGUGGCAUGCAGCACACUGUCAUCAUGUAGCAAUCAAUUGAUUAAAAGAACUGCAGGGAAGAAUUGUGAACUGACGUUGUAUUUGAAUAUCUUGCAUUAGAGUGUUUUGUUAGCGAUUCUGUGUUAUUUUCAGUUCUCCAAGACUCUUCCUUUAGAAUGCAAUGCAGCUUAAAUGGGAUGCGUCAAACCCUUGCAUUUUGUAAGGCACUGAAAGUCGAAUUAAAUGUUGAAUUGAAAUAAAUUUUCCAAUAUACAAUGUGAAGCCCUGUGUUUUGUGGUGAAAGAGAAACCAAACUCACUUUUCCUUUGGCUACAGGACUUUAUUAUCAUCUUAACAGUUUUGUUUUACAUAAUAAAUAAGCAAAAAUGCUUUACAUUUUUAGGGAAUACAUAUAUAGUUCUGAGCAUUAAUAGAUUGUUUGGUUUGCGUGCUUUUUCUCCUACAUUUGCCAAAUAGCUCAUAUCUGCAUUGUAUAAAAAAAGCAAAACCUAAUGUUCAGGAAAAAAAAAUGAAAUAGUAAAAGUAUCUCUGUGUUAAUUUUGAAGUAUGACUGAAAUGUUGAAAAAAUUCUUUGUGUUCUGUUUUUUGGUUUUUAGAGACAAGUACUGAUAUUCUGGGAGGUAUCCCAUUCAGAAAAGCAGCCUUUCCACUUUAUCUCAGUGAGAUAUGCUCAAAUUUUAUACGUAUAACCCAAUGUACUCAAUUUCAUUAAAUUACUGAAAUGCCCUUUAGAAAUGACAUGACUACUGUCACCCAGAGAGAAGUCUGUUCCCUUACCACCUUAUUUACAUUGCACAGUUUCCAUUAAUAGGAGAAAAACUUUUGAGACAUCAAUAUGGGAGUCAUGUUUUCAACCUUAGGUUUUGGUAAAACAUUCCCCCUCUCAGCUCUCUUUCUCUCUUCCAUUCCACAUGUACUUGCUAUAUGCCUGCCCUCCUCCGAGAUGUACAAUCCUAUCAAGUUGCACGAUAGAAGCAUCUCUGAUGGAAGUAUCUAUAUUGGCUCACAUAUGUACAGUAGAGAGAAAUUUGGGCAUUUUUUGUAAUGUAUCCCUAUUCCCACUCCACUUCUGUGACACAUCGCAUUCUGCAGCAUUAAUGUACUAAGAACAUCUAUAGUUUAACUGACUGAAAGUCAAUAUCUGAAGUUGUGUUUUCUCUUAAUAUAACUUGCUCACAUUCCAGCUGUGAAUAUGCAAUUGCUGUUUCUAUUUCGGAAUGGCAGGAAAAAAUGUUUCACACAUUUGCUUUUUUAGUCACAGAUCUUUUCUUAAAUCUACAAUGCAUUUUCAGAUGUGAAUGCGUAAUUGAGUCGUUAUUUCCUAACGGGGAAAUUCAUGUAUCUGAAUCUCAUAUGCUGUAAAACGUCUGUGGGAGGGUGAUGGAACACCUCCUUUCCUUGGGAUUGUUGAAUAAAGCCUGAAAGUGUGAAUAACAAGGUAGAGGCUGGAAAAAUAUUUUGUGGUAUUUUAAUGAAAAAUAUCAGUGGAGGUUUUUUAACUGAAGCCUAAUUUAUAUAUUCCUGAAAACAUGUUUUUGUAAUGAGAAAUACUUGGAAGAACAGGAAAAUACAGCAGAUUGACUUUGUGUGCAGCAAUGCCACUAAUGAGGUAUUGGGAGACAUGCAGUAUGAAGGAGUUGUGCAUCAGGUUUCUUUUUAAUGAUGCAGCCAAUGUCAGUUUCUUCUUAAUAGGGCAUGGCUUUAAUUUAAGAAAAUUAACAUACAAGUCUUACCAUCAUUGUACCUUUUAAGAAGUUGGGUGCGUUCAUUACUAACACUGACUGGGGAGGCCGUUAAAGAAAGCCACUGAAAAGCUCAUGUGUCGGCAAUUCAUAACAUCAGAAUGAUAAUAACAUUCACACAUAACAUUUCUAUAGCUUUGCCACCUUCUCCAGCUCAAGAAGAACGAAGGAGUGCAAUUAAACUGAAGGGGUUGGUGUGUUUUCGCUCAUUUUAUGUUGUUGCUAAAAAGUCAGUGUUCUGGUAGCGACAGAUCCGGUACUUCUGAUCAUAUUUAUCAUGAAAGAUAUCUUUCAUACGUUUUUUAGUAAAUGAAGUCAGAUGACUGAAUUUCCAAGUGAACAUGAAUUCAACUUCAUAACAAAGCUUUCUCUGUUCAACUUUUAAUCAAAAGCAAUAAAAAUACUGAAAAUUA
This is a messenger RNA of Gallus gallus (chicken), 8871 nucleotides long. RefSeq names its product holocarboxylase synthetase (gene HLCS). The record is from RefSeq and is a predicted model, not a curated record. Gene Ontology annotation, cellular component: cytoplasm. Gene Ontology annotation, molecular function: biotin--[biotin carboxyl-carrier protein] ligase activity. Lineage: Eukaryota; Metazoa; Chordata; Aves; Galliformes; Phasianidae. Gene Ontology annotation, biological process: protein modification process. The coding region runs from base 16 to 2889 and encodes 957 amino acids. The transcript has 11 exons.